Messenger RNA from Adelges cooleyi (spruce gall adelgid), 3996 nucleotides. RefSeq names its product E3 ubiquitin-protein ligase SHPRH. Gene Ontology annotation, molecular function: ATP binding; ATP-dependent chromatin remodeler activity; ubiquitin protein ligase activity. Lineage: Eukaryota; Metazoa; Arthropoda; Insecta; Hemiptera; Adelgidae. The record is from RefSeq and is a predicted model, not a curated record. Gene Ontology annotation, biological process: protein polyubiquitination; DNA damage response. Bases 246 to 3782 code for a protein of 1178 amino acids. Gene Ontology annotation, cellular component: nucleus. The transcript has 19 exons.
UUAUAAGCAAAACAAAACAUUAAAUUUAAAAUAAUGAUUGUUUUUAUUUUGUCAUUUUUUCAUACAAAGUAAUCGGAUUAGAUUAGUUUACCAAUACUACCGGACGCUAAAUUCUAGUACUUCAUUACCCAGACUUUGAAUUGACUUGUAUACAGCAGCAGUUUUUUGAGUAAUUAGUUUGAUUAAGUUGGCUGAAAUUAUGGUUUUUUUGAAUAUAUAACUUUCUAAGUGUUAAUGGUGUAAUUAUGUUUAAUUCAAAUGCUAUUGAGUUUUUUAAAAACCUUAAAGUGUACCAUGAAAACCAAGAUGAUUAUUUCCAACAACCAUCCAAAAUGAUUCCAACUCUUCGAUCUUACCAACGUAAAGCUAUAAAAUGGAUGAUAGAUAAAGAAAAAAACAACAAUUUAUGUAAAAGUGAUGGAUUGCCAUUUAGUGGAGGCAUUUUAGCUGAUGAAAUGGGUUUAGGAAAAACAGUUGAAAUGCUGGCAUGUAUUAUAGCCAAUUCUGCACCCACAGAGUUUUAUUCACAGCCGAUAAAGGUUAAAGAAAUUCCAAAAGUACUAACAAAGCCAAUAAAAUCGGUUUCGGUUACUCCUUCAGCUACACCUUCACGUAAAUAUGUACCAUAUUCUAGAAAGCUAGAGGACAAUGCAAAAAGUGUGUCUCGUAGUUCAUUAGAAAAUUGGUAUAAAAAUGUACUUGAUGAAAUGAGUUUUACGUCAAAGAAAAAUAUUAAAACUAUUUGCAAUGAGGAAAAUGAAACUGUUGAAUGUUACUGUGCUGAAGCAAUUCCAAACAGUACAUUGGUCUAUUGUGCAAUAUGUGGUAAAGGUCAACAUCCACAAUGUGUAAAUUUUGCUCCAAAACCUUUUGAAGAAUCGCCAUACUUAUGUGCUGAUUGCUGGACGAUAAAUUAUAAACCUCGGUGUAAAGCUACAUUGGUAGUAGUACCACAGACUAUAUUGAACCAAUGGAUUGAAGAGAUAGAAAAACAUGUCGCUAAACCAGGUUUAAAAGUUUUAGUUUACAAUGGUGUUCACUUUGAUGGCUACAUUCAACCUGUCACAUUCAAUGAUUAUGAUAUAGUGAUUACUUCGUAUUCUAAUCUAAAAAGAGACCUAAACUUUAUCCAACAUGACAUACAAGAACGAACUGCUCGUUUAAGACACUCGAAACGUUAUUAUUAUCCCCAAUCUCCCAUACCGUGUAUAGAAUGGUGGCGUAUUUGCUUAGAUGAAGGUCAAACAGUUGAAUCUACUUAUAGUAAAGUUUUCGAUAUAGUAUCGUGUUUGAAGUCUGUUCAUAAAUGGGCUAUGACUGGUACUCCAAUUCAAAAAUCACUGAAUGAUCUCUAUGGUUUAUUAAAGUUCCUAGAUGUUAGCCCAUACUGUAAUCACAAACAAUUUCUUCAGCUCAUGAAAGGAGAAACUAGUGAAAUGUAUAAUUGGUUUUCAAAAGUGAUAUGGCGUAAUAGCAUGCAAGACGUAAUUUCUGAACUAGGAAUACCUCCACUAACAACUGAACAACAUUGGUCAACUUUUUCUCAAAUUGAAAAACACUUUUAUCAAAAACAGCAUACUGACUGUGCUGAGCUUUUUUUGACUCUCUCAUCAAGAUUAUUUCAAACAUUUAUGAUACCUUUAAAAAAUAUUGAUAGACGGAAUUUAUUUAAAAUAAUGGGACCGUUAUUAAAACUCAGACAAGCUUCUGUCCAUCCACAAGCAGUACGUGGGCAGUUUUUAAAAGUAAAAGGAACUAUGACCAUGGAAAAACUGAUGGAUGUCAUGAUAGAAAAAUGUCGCACUGAAUGUAAUGAAAUUUUAAGAACACUGGUUUCACAUCAUAAUGGAAUGGCUGGUUUGUUUCUUAUUAGAUCACAACCAGCCAAUGCUGUUGAACAUUAUAGAACUGUAUUGAGUCUAAUGGAAAAAUAUAAAGACAAACAACUUGAAGUUGAUACAUGUCAAAAAAUUCACGUAUUGUACAAUUUGUCAUUGUUGCUGGAUGAACAAGUAGAAGUAUCUCAUGCAUUAAAUGAUUUAAAUUUAAAAGAAAACAUGGAAAAACUAGAGAAAGAAUAUCUUGAAAUUAGCAAACUAAAUAUUGAAAAUACACGAAAAACUGUAGCGUUUUAUUCUGACAAAGUAACAGAGCUAAUGAAUAAUGGAGAUAAGACAUUGUCAUACUCAAACUGGUGGUCAGAUUUAUUAGAUUGGAUUUAUUCAGUUGAUGACUUUUUGGGCAAAGUACAAAUGGAUUUAGAAGAUUAUAGAGUUCCAGGUGUACCAAACAUUGCUAACAGGCUUAAAUCAUUGAAUGAUGUAUACAGCACUUUGUAUUCUUGGCUUGAUGAUUUAAAUAGUGCCAGAAUCGAUUCAUUGACUGUUUUAGGCAAAUUACAAAAAACUAAAAUGUGUGAUUUAGUUCAGUCGGCUUUGAUUUGUCAUUUACGUAUUAUAAAAAGAAGAAGUGCAAAACAGAUGUGUUUAUUGUGUGAAGCUGAAAAUCAACUACGAUUGUAUGAAACGUUACUCUUUAGUGUAUCAAACAAGCAGAAAAAUGCAAUAACGGAUGAAGAUGCAGAAAAAAGCAAAAGCUUGUUUGAAAGCACUAGUAAAGGUCUUUGGAAAAUGUCUCAAAAAGAAUUUUUGCUCACGAAAUUAUUUCAAUAUGGACAAGCAAAAAUUAUUAAUAAAAAUUGCUUCAAAGAUGCAGCUGAGCAUAUAAAAUUGUUAGAACUAGUGCGCAAAGAAUUUAAAUAUUUACGACUGUUGUGGACACAUCUAAGUGAUAAUUUAUCAGCUCAUGAUGAAAUAGUUAUGGCGAAAUCUAGAUUAAGACUGGAAGAUGCGGAUGCUGAGCUGAACGAUGAAGGACCUCCUAAGAAAAAGUCUAAGAAAGAAAAUGACGGCAAUGUCAUUUCAGAAGAACUUGUGGGCUUACAUAUUUUUUCAUUAGAGGUCAACAUACCAGUCACUCAAACUGCAUUAGAAAAAAAAAUUGGUACACUAAUAUACCUAGAAAAUCUUAAGACAGAAAAAUCUAAUACUACCGAGUCGGAACUAUGUCCAAUUUGUUGUUAUACUAUAGAGAAUGAAUGGGCAGUUUUGCAAUGUGGUCACUGUAUAUGCAAUACUUGUAUACCCACUGUUUGCAGUAUGUCAGAUGGCUCCAAUGUACCUUGUCCAAUGUGCCGAAGUAUUACCGAUUUGACAUCUAUAUCCUAUGUAAAAAGCAAUCCAGAUGAUAACCCUUCAGGCAUAGUGUUAAAAGGAUCAUUUUCUACUAAAAUUGAAUCUAUUACUUUAAAGUUGAUGGAAUUAAUUGCUCAAGAAAAUAAAAUAAAAGUUCUUAUAUUUUCAACUUGGGAUAAAGUAUUGGAUUUGGUAGGCGAAGCACUUGAACAAAAUUCAAUUAAAUACAGAAGACUAAAAUCAGACAAAAAUUACAAAAAAAACUUAAAAGAUUUUAAAGUUAAUGAAACAAUUAAUGCAUUAUUAAUCAACCUAAGCUUGGGAUCAAAAGGACUAAAUUUAACAGAAGCAACGCGCAUUUUUUUUGUUGAACCUGUACUCAAUCCAGCAGAUGAAGAACAAGCAAUUGGGCGAAUUUUCAGAAUUGGCCAAACAAAACCAACAGUUAUCCAUCACUUUAUUAUACAUGACUCAAUUGAGGAAAACAUUUUCAAUUAUUUUUCUAAGAAUUCCCAGUGUUUAGAGAGCUGGAAUGAAGUUACAGUAGCUAAAUUGAUAAGAGUUUUUGAAAAAAGUGGUGAAAAUUGACUUAUUUGUGAAUAGUUAUGUAUAGCAACAAGCUGUAUAGUUUAAAUUUAAAGUGAAAAUUCAUUAAGUAUAUUUUAAUUUUAGUUUUCUAUAAAGUUAUGAAUGUAUAUAAUUUAAUUAUAUAUAAAACAAGUUUAAAAUGUGUGUUGUUAAGAAAUAUUUUAACAGCUAUACUAUUUACUCUAGAUUAAAAAUCCUGCUUUAUUUUAUUUGA